Molecule: messenger RNA, 1956 nt
Organism: Aspergillus pseudonomiae
Lineage: Eukaryota; Fungi; Ascomycota; Eurotiomycetes; Eurotiales; Aspergillaceae
Product: FAD-dependent oxidoreductase
Exons: 1
Coding region: 1-1956 (651 amino acids)
Molecular function (GO): FAD binding; D-amino-acid oxidase activity
Source: RefSeq, a predicted model, not a curated record
AUGGUAUCAGCACCCGAAGUGACAGUAUUCAAAGGUGAAUACACUCCAGGUGCUAAGGACUUUAAAGUCUCAACUGGCGAUUCUCCGCGGGAGGCACCCAAAGCCGACAGCUCGCAUGUGCUCAUUAUCGGCGGUGGUGUCAGCGGAUUGCUGGUCGCAUGGAUGCUUCUCGACCAGGGCACUCGAGUAACAAUUCUUGCCAAAGAGUGGGCACGCACUUGGGACUUCAGCGAGUCACGUAUCACUUCUCAGAUUGCGGGGGCUUUAUGGGAGAUGCCCCCGGGGGGUUGUGGCUUGACUGAAAUCGAAUCUCCAGGCGCGGGCUGGGCCACUGUGCAACAUUAUCGAGACUGGGCCAUGCAAAGCUAUGCAUUCUAUACGGCCUAUGCAGACAUUUCCGACGAACACGAGAAAGGCGGUCACUCCUUGGGCCUCUCCGUCGCCAAGCUUCAUCAAUUCUUCUAUGAAGACGUCAUCUCCAGCUGCACCGACAGAUCAUUGCCACAAUAUGAACACAACGACAAGUAUAAGGCCAUCAAGACUUACGUCAUCAGCGGCGAUGCCUCCAGGAAUUAUGCCGCGAAAAGGAUGAUUCGCAAUCAUGCUGUAUACCAUAACAAAGAGGAAAUCACAAAUGCCUUCAAGCAACCAUCUAUCAAUCUGAGCUACGGUGGAAAGGAGUUCAAAAGCGGCUACACCCAUGACGCCCCGAUUAUCAAUACUGACAAGGCAUUGGGCUAUCUCAUGGCGCUUGUCCAACGAAAGGGGGCAACACUGGAGACCCGAGUGGUGAAAGAUCUUAAGGAAACUGGUCGGCAGUUGCUAGCAGACUACAAGGCCGAUGUCAUUGUCAAUGCCACAGGUCUCGGUGCCAAAGAGCUAGUCAACGACCAGGAUGUGUACCCUGUUCGUGGCGCAAUCCGUCGCGUUGAGAAUACGCGCUACAGCAAGUUCCGUCAUCUGAAUGACGCCUAUCUGGUUCCUGCACAAAUGGGGCCGGGGAAUGUACCCACCAAGACGGUGUUCAUUGUGCCUCGAAACGACGACAUCCUCUACGUGGGCUCCAUCAUCCAACCACAUAGCGAUACGAUGAACCUGACUGCUGAAUCGCCCGAAGUCCGGCAGAUGUGGGACAGGGCAGGAGAGUUCAUGCCCAGCCUGAGUCACGCAGGCUUUGUGAACCACUUCCCUUUUGCCCAAGGGUUGCGUCCAUUCACCAAAAAGAAUGUCAAGGUCAGGGCUGAUGAGGACUGUGGAUUUCCUCUCGUUCAUAACUAUGGACACGGAGGAUCUGGCUGGACACUUGGCGUUGGAACUGCUCAGUGCGCAGUUUACAUUAUCCAGAAACUUAUCUCCGACAAAAGGGAUCUCUUAAAAGUGGUCAAGUCCGCAGAUACGUGGGCGGAUCCAACUAGGCAGAACAGGAUUGUCAAUGCAAUAGAGGGAACCCUGGGAGAAACUGAGAAGCAGGAGCUCCUGACAGCGAUUCAGGGUUCGCCAAGUGCUAAGUCCUACUUGGCCAACAGGCUUAUCAAUGAUAAAACUGUUUUCGUACAAUUAGUGGAGUCAAGUUGUGAGCAGCCUGAGAAGGACGACUUUCUCGACGAUAUCAAAGGAUCCCUGGAUGAAAACGCCAAACAAGCACUUUCGGGAAAGAUUCAGACUUCACCACUUUUAACACUCUACCUGAAAGACAAGCUUUUCGCUGAUAAACCUGGUCUUUUAGAAGUGGUUAUGCGGUCAAACUUGGAUCCAACGGUGCAGCAGAAGUUUCGGAAUGCAAUCAAGGGGACACCGGAACAAGCUGACAAGGACGAGCUUUUGGUCAAGAUAGACGCUUCAACUGAGGAGAAUAUCGACAAGGAUCGGCUUAAAAUGGUUGUCAACAAGUGGUAUGCAGAAUUGAACAAGGCGUCGGCUAAGGUUGUCAACGAUGCUAUAUACCUUCGAACUUGA